GACCGCUCUUCAUGACAAUCAGUACAGGAAGCGGUGUAACGACUGCAUAUGCAUGCAAGCUGCGCAACCCAUCACACGAGGCCUGGCUUGCAUGAAACUGUUAUCGUUUGAAGUCUUCAACAUUUUCGACGAGCGGAAAUUGAGAUCAUAUGAAUCUCUAUUGGCAAUCGCAGGCUUCUUAAGAGGCAAGAGCACGGGAGGAUCUAUUUGUCUGCCAUGGUAUCUUCAAGCUUGCUGAGAAACUCUAGGUUUGCCUGAGGACUAUACUGACGACUGGAAUCCUGAAGGAUUGACUGUUUAACGGAAGCUCACGGGUAGCCUCGCCCCGCAAACUGAGCGCCUGUCGCCUUUUAUGGAAACUUACCAUCGUCCAAUGAGUGCCCCGGAUCGAAAUCCCAGCUCAUAUGCUGGCGAACUCGAAGCUUGGCCUUCCAGCCAGAACCAAACUGAGAUAGCGGGGUUAGAGACUGCACAGUCCUGCAGCAUCACCACUUAUUUAAGUUUUAUCACAGCAGGCAAUAGGUUGCUCUGAUAAACUGUCCUUGGAUACUACCAUUA
Messenger RNA from Exserohilum turcica Et28A, 558 nucleotides. RefSeq lists its product as uncharacterized. The coding region runs from base 53 to 238 and encodes 61 amino acids. NCBI's taxonomy places the organism in Eukaryota, Fungi, Ascomycota, Dothideomycetes, Pleosporales, Pleosporaceae. The transcript has a single exon. The record is from RefSeq and is a predicted model, not a curated record.